AUGCACCUUAAAGAUUACCGCGACCCGCAGCUGCCAUCUCCGGAAAUUUCGCGGACCCUGACUCACAAGUUCGAACCGCACCCUCACCUACAUGACCUAGCCUGCGCCCCCAGCUUCGCAACCAGAGGAGACGGCGGAGGGUGGCGGAAGAUGGCGAAAGGUUUCGACGAUCUCAUCGAGUUUUUGCUCGAGGAAAUCGCCCUGCGCGGCGAGCAAGGCGCAAGCACUUCCGACUUCAAGGACCUUAUUCGCAAAUUUUAUGCCGAACAGGACAGUGAUGUUCGUCCUGGUGGACGUUCGGGCCGUGACGCGGCAUCGACGCAGCAUGCUGACCGCCGUCUGCAAGAGAAGGUCUGGAUAUGGCUGACGGCGCAUCCGGACAUUUGCUUGAACGGAGACCAGAGUGCGCAGAUCCCAUCUCUCGCAGAAUUCGAGGCCCUCGAGAGCCAGGCAAAGUCCAAUCCGGUGACUGAGCCUCCGGCCGCUGGUGAAGACGGGGCAGCUGCCUCCGCUGAAGAUGCUACCCCCAAACUUUUUGUGAGCGAGGAGCGUAUGUGGAUGGCCAUGACCGGACAUGGCGUCGAUCCGAAACGGAUACCCCGCCACGAGUUUAUUAUCUUGUCCAUCAUCGCAGCCCAUGGCGAGAAGGGUGUCGUACAGCCAGAGAUCACUCGCAUCAGCGGCCAGGAUAAGCGCUCUGUACCGAAGCGGACGGAUAAUCUGGCCAAGCAUGGCUACAUCACCAAAGUCCACGUCCUCGCCAAGGGCACGCGUACUAGUCUUUGUACCCUCAAGAGAUACGCAAAGACGCAAAGGCAGAAGAAAGCUGCUCUGCCUCCUAUUCACGCUCGCUCUACUCCGGAUGAAAUCAAGGCUGUCAUCUUCCAGGACGGCUUACUUCUGUAUGACAAGUUCUUCGACAUCCUCAUGAACAUUCUUCAGGAUUGCAAGAUUGUAACCAUCGAGGACUGCAAGAGGAAACUUGGUAUAACCACCAAGACGUGGGAGAUGAAGUCACUAUGGAGAUCCAUGAGGCGCUUGGAAGGUUUGGGACUUGUCAAGAAGGUGAAGGCUCAGAUCAAAGGGUACGCUGCAAGCCAAAAAUGGUACCGCUGCAUCAAGAUGGUUCGAGAACCUACGCAGCGCGAUAGGAUGAUCUUCGUUACCAUGAGUAUGAAAGAGGCAAAGAAACACAAAAGAGAGACGGAGGCUGGGGCGGAUGAGGAUGCCGAGGGCGACCUUGAUCCUGAUGAGGAGGUAGAGGAAGCCGGUGCAAGCCAAGCGUUGGUUCAACAAGAAAGCGACGUCCAAGAGAUCAAAAGGCUUCCGCCGCAGUGGGAUCCUGACCGGCCUGUUAUCAAUCUGCUCUGGGACAUCAUCAGGGCCACUGGUCAUUCGGGUGCUACAACUGCCGUCAUCCGUGAUCAUGGUCUGGGAACCUUCUACCGUCGCCCCAUCGAUGCUAUUCUCGGCCGUAUCUCCGAUAUCUGGCACAUCUCUCAACCGCCUCACCUUCGUCACUUUGCUAUCAUCCGAGAUACGGGUCAAAGUGACAAAUACCUGCAUUACGUCUACCGCACAUAUGGCAAUUUCCAGCUUGCCGUUGACGUUGGAGAGGCUGCCUGGGAAGUUGUUAUCACGCAGCCUGUGAACAUGAAUCCUGGCAAGAAGCCUCGAGCCAAAAACCAGAAGAACGUUCGAGAGACAGUCCACCGUGAGUAUGGGGAGCUCGAUGAAUGGGGAUUUCCGAAGAUCCACGAAUCCUGCUUCGAAGGUCGUAAUGGCAUGGGUACUCUGAAGGACGCGAACAAGUCUGUCAUGGCAAACCUUAAGCCCCUCCCGAGCCGUGGUUACAUGCCAGCCUUCAUCACUGGAGGCUACACCCGUUCGCAACGUGAGGUUUCGGUUGACUCGGACGAUGAUUUCCCGCCAGCUUCUUCUCGAAAGAAAUCAGCAGCGGGCGUUGACAAGCCAAAGAGAAAAUAUGCACGGCGAUCGACCAAUGGACCGGGUCCCAGCCGAAAGAGGAAGUCCUUGCUCAAUCAAGAGAUUCCGCUUACACCGGAGCAGACUCAGAACACCAACAACAAUAACAUAACUACUGAGGAUGCAACGGAGGCUUUCGGUGACAUGUUCGACGGCAACACGGAUAACCAUGGUGCGGGCGCAGCCUCCGAGACCCCGCCAGCCAAGAGAACCUACAAACGCAGGAAGUUGAAUAAACCUACCGAAGAGCCUGACGCCGAAGUUGAGAAACGGCAACCCGGAGUUUAUGUUAACCCUGACUGGGGUAAGAAACCACGGGAUCCGACUGCCAAGGGUCGACCGAAGAAAGCCAAGGUGGUUGUCAUUGUGAUGAAUACGCUGAAGGGCCUUGACAUCGGCACACCCGACUUCACCGCGAAGGUUGCGGAUGCUAAAGCAAGAUCUGAUGCUCAUCUCCAGGAGGCAAGGAGUCAAGCGGCGGCUCGUCAGAAGCAGCUUCUGUCGGAAUCGUUGUCUGGCGCUAACAAUUCUAUUGAAGCUCUAGCUAAUUCUCAGUCAACAAGCAUCCCUGGAGUAGACCAGCCCAUCAGUAACAGUGCUUCAGAGCAGACUCCAAGUGCUGAUACGCAGGCGGUAUCUGCACAAGCAAUAACCCAAGGCCACGAGCCCCGCAUCUCAGGACCAACGGAGCGAAUGCCCGCGUUGCCACUGGCUCCUCAGGACCUGCCUCGCCCGAGUAAUUCAGCGGAGCCUCCAAUCUUCCACAUGCUUGAUGAAAUGCCUUCUACGCUAUCUUCUACCCCAGUGAAUCGCCCGAACGCCGAUCUGCAGACACAGCAGCUAUCGCCUGCCACCUCGAUUGCGACACCCGGACCCUUAACCCAAACACCAUCAGCUCAGACACCUGCUACUGCCCCUAAAAAGCGUGGAAGAGCACGAAAGGAUCCUAACGCACCCCCAAAGCCUCGCAAGUCGGCUAAGAAGAACACUGGAGAUACGGCCACCGCCUCAGCUGCCAACGGUGGACCUACCCAACAGCUCUUGUCUGCCUACCUCAAAUCACCUGCUCCUACUCUUGGUGAAGAUUCUGCUGCUUCGGCCUCCGCCGCGGCGAUUGGGGCCUUGCAAACCCCGAAACAUGAUGUGGCUCCGGAAAACCAGACACUGAGUGCCUUUUUCGACACCAGCUGCUACAUCGCCAAUUAUGGCAUCGACUCACCUUGGUGGCUCAACUUCAGUGAGCGGUGCUAA
Molecule: messenger RNA, 3237 nt
Organism: Lasiodiplodia theobromae
Lineage: Eukaryota; Fungi; Ascomycota; Dothideomycetes; Botryosphaeriales; Botryosphaeriaceae
Product: TFIIIC transcription initiation factor
Exons: 4
Coding region: 1-3237 (1078 amino acids)
Biological process (GO): 5S class rRNA transcription by RNA polymerase III; transcription initiation at RNA polymerase III promoter
Cellular component (GO): transcription factor TFIIIC complex
Molecular function (GO): DNA binding
Source: RefSeq, a predicted model, not a curated record